Messenger RNA from Alosa alosa (allis shad), 1682 nucleotides. Its product is annotated as Protein YIPF5-like. The record is from RefSeq and is a predicted model, not a curated record. Gene Ontology annotation, cellular component: trans-Golgi network. The transcript has 6 exons. NCBI's taxonomy places the organism in Eukaryota, Metazoa, Chordata, Actinopteri, Clupeiformes, Clupeidae. Gene Ontology annotation, biological process: vesicle fusion with Golgi apparatus; endoplasmic reticulum to Golgi vesicle-mediated transport. Bases 146 to 856 code for a protein of 236 amino acids.
UGUUGCUAAUGCAAAACAGACUGAAUAGUACAAGGAGGAAAGUUGCGGUCAGGCUAUGCUAAACAACGCUUGUUUCCAAAGAUCUUUGGAAACUGGAAACAUUUGACUGCGAUUAUACAAGGUAGAGUGGCUCUGAGUCUUCACUAUGGGGGACUUCCAGCAGUAUGAUCAGGACUUCUAUCAGACAGGUUAUUACGUAGACGACCAAGGCCAGGCGACCUACAGCUAUGACCCCAACUACCCCUUGAGUUCCGAGUACCAGGAGGGGGAGGGUGUGUAUGACUCCUCGAUGGACACAGCUUACCCUGGGCAGGUCUUUCAGCCUGGGUUGCCUCCUGGAAUGGACUACACAGCAACUGGAGACGGCUAUGAGGAAGAGCCCCCUCUGCUGGAGGAGCUGGGCAUUAACUUUGAGCACAUCUGGCAGAAGACCCUGACUGUGCUGAACCCAGUGAUGCCAGCCGACGGCAGCAUCAUGAAUGAGACAGACCUGACUGGGCCUGUGCUGUUCUGUAUUGCUCUUGGAGCCACCCUACUCAUGGCGUAUGGCAAGGACGGCAUCAGUGCUGUGGGGUGUGUGGGGAUGUACUCGCUGUUGAAUCUCAUGAGUGACUGCACAGCGUCAAAAUGGGCCACUGCCCCCUCCUCCCAAAUAAACUCCCUACAUUUCCUGAUCUCUUGUGUGUUACCCAGAGGGCUGCUGGGAAUGUUCCUUGCCGUGCUUGUGAUUGGCUGGUGCAGUCACUCUGCCGCAAAGAUCUUCAGCACCACUCUGGGACUGACUGGACAGCAGCUACUGGUAGCCUAUCCCUGUGCGCUACUCUACGGCGUAUUUGCCCUUCUGUCAGUCUUCUGACCAAUCGCGCCGGCUCAUUGUCUUAUUGUCUGUUAUUACAUCACUGACUGCCCACCAACUGACCCAGCAGUGACCUAUCAAAGGACAACAGACUGCACACCCUUGUAAAUAUAGCCCUAUUUUGAUAAAGGAGGAAAUGAUGAAUAAAUCAUGAUAACAAACAAUAGCAUAUGUGGGAGAGUACAGCCUUGUGGAGACAAAUAUAAAACUGCCAAACAGGCUUAAUAAUUGAGUGGAACUUAAGCUGUCUGAUCCCAUUAACUAUUUAUAUGUGCACUGAUAUGGUCCCAUCACAUAAUGUGACAGUGUUGCUGUGUGUGUGUGUGUGUUUGUGUGCAGGUGUAUGCACAGGUGUAUCUAAUCUACGCACCAUUGCCUCCCUAAAAGAGCUCGUACACUGAUACUUCUUAAAUAGUAAUAUCGUUGAUGGGGGUUGUAGUCCAGUGGGCCUGUCUCUCUCUACACAGAGCAAAGAGCAUGUCAGUGAACAUGACAGCUCCUGUUUAGGAGUCGCCCCGGCAUGGUAAACACAGUCUCUUGACCCUGAUAGUGUAUCUAUAGAUCAAUCUUCCUCUACAGCUCACACAGACAGGCAGGUUAGGUGUGUGCAAAUGCGCUGAACUUUUGAUUAUGUUCAAUGGGUGGUGACCAGAAGGUUACAGCUAUGUUGUUUGUUGGCAAAUUAGAAUUUAUUUUGAAAACAUAAAUACGGACCCAAACGAACUAUUGUAUAAUUAAAUGAUUUCCUUGUCAAUUAUAAACACAGAUCCUGGAAGUUUAAGGGUUUAUAUCCAUCUGUAGUGCAUCUAGGACACAUUUGAGUACU